UGGGUGACUUCCGGCAGAGAGGGCUUGGCCCCCAGAGAGGGCGGGGAGAUGACACAGUUGUUCCCCCAGCCCUGCGGGGCGGGCAGCAUGGUUCACUCCAGCAUGGGGGCUCCAGAAAUAAGAAUGUCUAAGCCCCUGGAGGCCGAGAAGCAAGGUCUGGACUCCCCGUCAGAGCACACAGACACAGAAAGAAAUGGACCAGACACUAACCAUCAGAACCCCCAGAAUAAGACCUCCCCGUUCUCUGUGUCCCCAUCUGGCCCCAGCACCAAGGUGGGCAUUCUCUCUGGCCUCCACUUAACAUUCUGGGGUCCCGGACCCUGCCUCUCUCCCCCCCAGAUCAAGGCUGAAGACCCCAGUGGCGACUCAGCCCCAGCAGCACCCCUGCCCCCUCAGCCGGCUCAGCCACAUCUGCCCCAGGCCCAACUCAUGUUGACGGGCAGCCAGCUAGCUGGGGACAUACAGCAGCUCCUCCAGCUCCAGCAGCUGGUGCUUGUGCCGGGUCACCACCUCCAGCCACCUGCUCAGUUCCUGCUGCCACAGGCCCAGCAGAGUCAGCCAGGCCUGCUACCGACGCCAAAUCUAUUCCAGCUACCUCAGCAAACCCAGGGAGCUCUUCUGACCUCCCAGCCCCGAGCCGGGCUGCCCACACAGGCCGUGACCCGCCCCACGCUGCCCGAUCCGCACCUCUCGCACCCGCAGCCCCCGAAAUGCUUGGAGCCACCAUCCCACCCCGAGGAGCCCAGUGACCUGGAGGAGCUGGAGCAGUUCGCCCGCACCUUCAAGCAACGCCGCAUCAAGCUCGGCUUCACGCAGGGUGACGUAGGCCUGGCCAUGGGCAAGCUCUACGGCAACGACUUCAGCCAGACGACCAUCUCCCGCUUCGAGGCCCUCAACUUGAGCUUCAAGAACAUGUGCAAACUCAAGCCCCUCCUGGAGAAGUGGCUCAACGACGCAGAGACUAUGUCUGUGGACUCAAGCCUGCCCAGCCCCAACCAGCUGAGCAGCCCCAGCCUGGGUUUCGACGGGCUCCCGGGCAGGAGACGCAAGAAGAGGACCAGCAUCGAGACAAACGUCCGCUUCGCCUUAGAGAAGAGUUUUCUAGCGAACCAGAAGCCUACCUCAGAGGAGAUCCUGCUGAUUGCAGAGCAGCUGCACAUGGAGAAGGAAGUGAUCCGCGUCUGGUUCUGCAACCGGCGCCAGAAGGAGAAACGCAUCAACCCCUGCAGCGCGGCCCCCAUGCUGCCUAGCCCGGGCAAGCCGGCCAGCUACAGCCCCCAUCUGGUCACACCCCAAGGGGGCGCCGGGACCUUGCCAUUGUCCCAAGCUUCCAGCAGUCUGAGCACAACAGUUACUACCUUAUCCUCAGCUGUGGGGACGCUCCACCCCAGCCGGACAGCCGGAGGGGGUGGGGGUGGGGGCGGGGCCGCGCCCCCCCUCAAUUCCAUACCCUCUGUCACUCCCCCACCCCCGGCCACCACCAACAGCACAAAUCCCAGCCCUCAAGGCAGCCACUCGGCUAUCGGCUUGUCGGGCCUGAACCCCAGCACGGGAAGCACAAUGGUGGGGUUGGGCUCCGGGCUGAGUCCAGCCCUCAUGAGCAACAACCCUUUGGCCACCAUCCAAGGGAAAGAAGAUGAGGACUCUUCAAGAAUAAGAAGGAGCCGCGAGGUGGAGCCAAGCCCCUGCACCAGUGGUCCAGGCCCUUGGUCCCCAAGGCGGAUGGAAGGACGGAUGCUUCUUUCUCUUCACAAAUACCUCAUGGACGUCGUCUUCGGGAAAGCCGGAGGGGGGUGGCUGGGGCAGGGCCUGUCCCUCAGCCAGGGUGGAUGGAAGCGGGUGGGCAGGGCUGAGAGAGGGUGUCAGGGACAGGGGUGAAGAGCCCCAAGCUCCCCGCCCCCCAAUCAACUGAAAAAGCUUUAAGAAAAAAAAAAAAAAGGAAAAAAAGGAAUAAGAAAGCAAAAAGAAUGGACAAAGGAAAACUAACAAAUUUUCGGGUGGUUUGAUUCCUCCUUUGAUCUCUUUUUUCUGUUCUCUUCAGUCCACUCUCCCUUCUCUCUGCUCACCUCUCUCUGCCUCUCUCUCCCUCUUCCUUCGCUCCUCUCUCACCUGUCUCAAUCUCGUUCUUUCUGUGUCUCUCCUCAAACCAAAGUGUUGCUGUGAAGGACGCGAGCCAUUGAAAUCAGAGCAGAGCCUGGCGGCAGCCGCAGACUGGCCCCUGUCCCUUGUUGGGCAGAGCAGAGGGAGGGGAGAGCCCCGGGAGACGGGCAGUGCUGCUGGACACUCCGAGGAGAGGCAGACAGAGCCUCGGAUGCCACCCUGGGCCCCAAGGCUUCAGUGUUCUCUCUUUCUUUCUUGUCUCCCUUCUCCCACCCGGGAAAGGAAACUGUUGGGCUGGGCCACGGCGGCAGCAGAGACUCGGCUGUUGCAAGGGUUUCGGGGUGCCUUGUUGGGCAGCGGUGGAGUGGCCGCCCCUCCCACCCUGGCAGCGAUGGGGCCUGGCAUGCCUUCGACCCGUCCUCGCCGGAAUGUAAGCAUCUCCGCUGAACCGACUCCCUGCCCUGACCCUACCUCUGAGUUUGUCCAUUUUUAUUUCCUGAAGAGAAGGGACUGGUGAGAGGGCCUGGGCCCCAGUGCAGGGGUGGAGAGGGGGCCAAGGGCUCCUGACCAGAUAGGAAGGACAUUUGAGCAGAGCAAGGUGAAAGGAAUUACAACCAAAAACCCCUCUGAGAAGACAGGCAGCAUGGAAGGCAUGGUGGAGAUGACUCAAACAAAAACUGAUUCUAGACCAAAAAAAAAAAAAAAAGAAAAAAAAAGAAAAAAAAAAGGAAAGAAAAUCCAGGACUCACCACCACCCACUUCAUCCUGCUUCCUCCCCAUCAAAUCCUGCCACCUGGGACCUCUCCCCGACCCCAGUGUUGGGGGAGUGGGGCAGAGAGGAGGGGAGGAAGCAGGGGGCAGGGAUGGGGCCAAUGCCCUGACAUUGGUGGAGGGGCCCCUGUGCAGCCGGGGGUGGUGGGGACCCUCCCCAUCCAACCCCCAUAACUGGGAAAAGAAAGAAAAGAAAAAAUGAAUAUUCCCUGGGAGAGGGAAAAAUAACCAAAUCCCAAGCUUUAACUACAGCUGUGAAACCAAAUAUUGGGAAGGGGGUGGGAGGGAAGGAGGGGCAAGUGUGCCCCAGGUCUCCCCCCUGGGCCCCCCUCCCCCGAGGACUCGAGAUAAGGCACCAAAUACCUCAUAGAACUUUAAUGUUAAAAAAAGGAAACCAAAUAUCGUUGGCUGGGGGCCAGCCAGGGCAAGGGGCUGGGGGGCUGGAGGGAGCCAGGGUUGGGAAGGUGACGGGGGAGUUCAUGCCUCCCAUCCCCCUCUGCCCCUUCCACUCCGGUCCCCCGUCUCGACUCCGGGAAACAAAACUAUCUCAUCGUUUUUAUUUUGUGGUCUGUACAGAGCCUGUGUCCGUGUGUCUGUGUGUGAGCGAGAGAGUUGGGGGCUGGGGAACUUUAUGUGGGGGAUGGGGAGGGAGACCCCAGGCCAGGCUCUGGGCUAGGUGAGAUGUCUGAAGUGGGUGGCCAGGGGCCUGGGCUAGAAAGAGAAGAAGAUGAGUGGAUUGGAGAAAAGGGGAGCCCUCUGAAUUUCUCUUCUCCCCAACCUUGACUUGAGGACAGAGACUUGGUCUACCCUAAUGGUGGGCCUUUUAAUUGUGCCAAAAAAAAAAAAAAAUGCUAGUGAAGGAAACAUCUCUCUCUGUUCUCUUCUGGGAGGGUGGGGGCUAGAAGUAAGAGGGAGGGGCUGUGGGUAAAAGUAGGGGUGAGUAGAGAUGGGGAACCCAAGCCCCUGUAUGAGUUGGGGCUAAGGUCAGGAGGAGGGGAAGGAUAUGAGUUUCCCACACAUCUCCUCCCUGGGGAAGGCCAAGAGAGGGUCUCCUAGCCUUGGGAAGAUGGGGUAAGGGACUAGCACAUAGGGGGUGACCUCUUGACCAGGCUAGAUUUCCUCACCCACCCAAAUCCCAGGGUACCUCUCUCUCCCUUUAGCCCAGGGUAGGGGGAACUGAAUGAGAGAGAGAGUGAGACAGACUGAGCAAGACUGAGACACGCGGGCCCCCACUGGCCUCUGAGUGGGAAAGGCAAGUGCGAGAGAUAAAGGCCUCCAAGAGAAAAAAGAAACAAACCAAAGAUUUAACCAUUAAAAAAAAAACCCACAGACAACUCCGCUACCUUUUUAUACGUUGGAAAAAAAAGUGAAAAAAAUUUAAAAAUAAAAAUUAAAAAAAAAUACACAAAAACUCCAAGCCGCAGUUCCUUCAUGCGGUUUGAACUUUGACCUCAGCAGUCUCCAAAGCAAGAUGACGAUGACAAAGGCGAGAAAAAAAAAAGAAAAAAUAAUGUAUAUUUUUAAGUAUUUGUCCUUGAGAUGUUAGCUCCUUGUUAAACAAACACAAAAAGGAGAGAAAAAUCCAGAGAGAAGUGUUGCUGGGACGGAGACAACUAUUUACUAUGUCUGUGACCCCUCCCCUCUGCCUCCCCUUCCUCUCCUCUUUCCUUUCCUCUAUCCCUGCUGCCCUUCCCCAGCCUGUCCUCUAAGCCCAGGGGCUCAGUAUUUAUUUAUUUAUAUAAUUGCAGGGUGACUGGGGGCCUCUCUCGACAACUUGUAGAGAGGGCCGUUGGAUCAUGGUGGGGUGGGGAAGCGGGGGAAAAGCAGGGGUCUGAUCUCUGAUCAACUCUCUGCUAGCUCCUUCUGGCUUCUUAUCCCACUGCUGCCACCAUCACCUCCCAAAUUCAAGGCUGUACUCGGGCAAGGUGACCAUCCCACCUUGUAAAGAUCUGAUUGGCUUGGCCCUUUCUGUGGUGGGUGUCUCCCACCUACUCAUUUGAAUGACCAGGUUGGCACCAGGAUAGGAGGUGGCAAGUAGUGGGCAAAGGGAGACCAAGAAGUGGCAUCCGGAAGUUGAGUAGGCCCUGGAGGAGACCUGCUUUUCCUCCAUUCUCACCAAGUUAGCCCCCCUUUCAGUUCUGUCUGACCCCUGUGUUGGUAGCCCCUCCCUUCCCAUCCUGUACCCCCUCCCUGUCUCUUCUCGUGGUAGCGGGUUAGCGUUUCAGUGUUCUUAACUCCAAUCUGCUUGUUCAUUGUACAAUGUGCUUCUUUUAAGGCCCCAUUUUUGUAACUUGAGUGUGUCAUUCAUCUGAACAACAUCCAAAAAUAAAAAAUUAAAAACUGUA
Equus caballus (horse) is the source of this 5216-nucleotide messenger RNA. NCBI's taxonomy places the organism in Eukaryota, Metazoa, Chordata, Mammalia, Perissodactyla, Equidae. The record is from RefSeq and is a predicted model, not a curated record.